CAGGAGCGCGCCCAGUCGACCCUGGAGCGCGCCCAGCUGUCAGUGUCAGUGCUGUCGCGCGGGUGCCCGUCUCCCUGACAACAGCGCUCAACUUGCACGAGCUUAUCGUCACCACAUUGUGACCUCACCUGUCCAGGUGGGCUCCUUGUUGUUUACUUAUAGGCUAUUUGUCUCCACGUGACGUGUGCGUUAGUUUCCGGCAGGCGAGCGGCUAAGAGGGAAUCAGGUGAAGCGGAAGUGAAGUGAGGAGAGAGGCUCGCGCAGCUCACCUGUCCGCCAGGUGAACGACCGGAACAGAGAGAACAGGAGGAAGAGCAAGAAAAUGAGUAACCCCAUCCCGUCCAAUCUCAAGUCGGAGGCCAAAAAAGCCGCCAAGAUCCUGAGAGACUUUACCGAAAUCUCCAACAGGACCGGGCCGGACAGACUCAUCCCCGCUCAUGUGAUAGCGAAGGCGGAAGGUCUUGCCAUCAUCUCCGUCAUCAAGGCCGGCUUCAUGAUCACAGCCAGAGGAGGCAGCGGCAUCGUCAUCGCCAGGCUGGCCGACAGACGCGGAGACUCGUCAGUGGGCGGAGCCAGCGGCCAGUUGGUCGUCACGGCGACACACGCGUUCGCCGGUCAGCAGCCCGGUGACCUGAGCUUCAGCCCCGGAGACCGGAUCGCCGUCAUCACCAAGACCGACUCGCAGUACGACUGGUGGGAGGGGCAACUGGACAACGGGCGCGUCGGGAUCUUUCCCGCCAACUUCGUCACGUACUGACCGCCGCCCGGUGGUCGGAUGGGGUAACUGCAGCAGAACGACGGUUUCCAUGGAGACGUUUUAGGUUUUGUAGAGCUGAUCAAUGAUCAAUUAGUUGAUGGAAAGAGAACUAUUUUUAGAAUCAAUUUUUUUACGUCAUCGUUUCAAACACCAAAAAUAUUUAUAGUUUUAGGCUCUAAAAUGUACGUUAAGUUUUCUUGUGUUUUAUAGCCCAAAAUCAAUAAUCAAUAAAGUAAUCAGCCGAUAACUCGUUAAUGAAAAUAACAGCGUUACUAUUAUUAUUUAUUUUACACUGCCGACAAAUGAAAUUCAAAGUUUAAACUUUAUCUAAAAACAAUGAAACUAUUGAUAAUAAAACAGUUCAGUGUUGAGUUCAGGGAACUGAGCAGCGUCUGAAAUCUCAGCACUUUGUGUAUUGAACUGGUUUUACUGGAGGUGGUGGUUGGGAAACUGCACUAAAACACGUUUCUUUUUACUUUGAAAGGGGAAUUUACAUAUAAAUCUUGGAUAUUAAACUGAGGUAAAGAUUGUGUUCAUAUUAAACAGUAUUUCUGGGAUCUGUUACUGCGUCCACCUUUAGAAACGGGACACUGGUCAGUUAGUUUUGGACACUUGUGAAUGUUUCUACUUUAUAUAUAUAUAAAAAUCAUUAACUGAUGUGAUUUCAGAUUGUUAAAGGAUCAUAAAUAAAACAAAUUUA
This is a messenger RNA of Morone saxatilis (striped sea-bass), 1457 nucleotides long. It is a transcript of the gene sh3yl1, whose product is annotated as SH3 and SYLF domain containing 1. Gene Ontology annotation, molecular function: phosphatidylinositol binding; protein binding. Gene Ontology annotation, cellular component: ruffle membrane. The record is from RefSeq and is a predicted model, not a curated record. NCBI's taxonomy places the organism in Eukaryota, Metazoa, Chordata, Actinopteri, Moronidae.